CCGCCGCUGCGGCCUUUUCCGGCUGCCGAGCGCCUGCGCACCGCGGCAGCAUGGCCACGCCGGCCAAGCGGCGGGCCCAGCCGCAGCAACCCGCCGGGGACAGUGGCUCCGAGUCGGAGUCUGAGUCGGAACCGGAGUCGGACUCAGAAGAGGAGGGGAUCGAAGAGGAAGUGAACAUUGAAUUUGAAGCACAUUCCAUAUCAGACAAUGACUAUAAUGGGAUAAAGAAAUUGCUGCAUCAGUUGUUCCUAAAAGCUCCUCUUAACACUGCUGAAUUAACUGAUAUAUUAAUACAACAGAAUCAUAUUGGAAGUAUUAUCAAGCAAGCAGAAGUCCCAGAGGAGAGUGACAAUGAUGAAGAUGAUGAUGAUGAUGAAGUCUUUGGUUUUAUAAGCUGCUUAAAUUUAACAGAAAGGAAGGGUACACAGUGUACUGAGCAAAUCAAAGAGCUGAUUCUGAGUCAAUGUGAGAAGAGCUGUGAGCAGCAUGUAGUUGAACAACUGGAUAAGAUCCUAAAUGACAGCACUAAGCCUGUGGGUCUUAUAUUGAAUGAAAGAUUCAUCAAUGUACCACCGCAGAUUGCCCUGCCCAUGCACCAACAGCUGCAGAAAGAGCUGGUUGAGGCACAGAGAACAAACAAACCUUGUGGAAAGUGCCACUACUAUCUUCUUAUCAGCAAGACCUUUACAGAAGCCACAAAGAGCAAUUCUAAGAAGAGGGAAGGGAGAAAUCAACAAAAGGAGGAGUUAAUGUUUGCAAAUGCAGAGGAAGAAUUCUUUUAUGAGGAUGCAGGGGUUGGAAUGGACCCAAAGAGAUCAUCGAGUCCAACCCCCUGCUCUCAUAGCAGACCAUACAAUCCAGCUCAGAUCACAGAGGAACACAUCCAGAUGGGCCUUGAAAGUCUCCAGAGAAGGAGACCCCACAGCCUCUCUGAGGAGCCUGUUCCAGUGGUCUGUCAUCCUUACAGUAAGAAGUUCCCCCUUGUGUUGAGGGGCAACAUCUUGUCACAAUUGGCCCAAGAAGCUAUGAUUUAGAUUACCUGUGACAGCUUUACUACCCAAUCAGGUCUCCUAUGCUAUGAGGUUAAUGGAAAAAUUCAAAGAACACCUGAAAUAAGCAGAGGAUUUAGGGGAAGAAUCAGAUACUACUUUGUCUUGAGGCCAGUGUCUUGGCUUCAGAGGCUUAACAACAUUAAUCUUUUGACUCAUACACCAAACCUGAAUUCAGUAAUUAUCAGGUAUAUUGAGAUACUGUGAAUGGCCAAACAAAUGGUGAUACAUCUGGAUGUAGAAUUUAGCAGUGUGUCCCAUGCUGUCUGAAUUUACAAACACUUGGAAUUUCUUUUGCUUAAGGAGCAGUGCAGUUGUCUUCUUUAAUUUGGACAAUAAGGAAUGGAAAAGACAUGUCAAAUUGCUGUGUCAGCUGAGCAGAGGGCUGGCAGUGGGUGCAUAAACUGGAAAAAGUGCAGCUUCAGUAUCUCAGUGAGAGUCAAGCAAAGUGGCAGAUCCACACCAGGUUGUAGCUUGUGAGGGUACUGUAACUUAAUUGUGUGUCACAACUUUAAGCACUUAGAAGAAUAAAGAUUUCAAAAAAAAGCCAGAGGAAAUCUGUUAGAGUCUCAUUUGGCAUCUGCAGAACAUGUUAAGACUUAAAUGUACAGAUCUCUUUGCAUUACCCUUACCUAGUUUAUUCUGUGCCAAAUAAAGCACCUGUGAAGGCUUUAUUUAUAUUUGGUAAUGCAGUUAAAUGUGUUUCCCUGAGAUCUCUCUUCCCAAGACACUUUGC
Messenger RNA from Pogoniulus pusillus (Red-fronted tinkerbird), 1785 nucleotides. RefSeq names its product BRCA2 and CDKN1A interacting protein (gene BCCIP). The coding region runs from base 51 to 1034 and encodes 327 amino acids. The record is from RefSeq and is a predicted model, not a curated record. Lineage: Eukaryota; Metazoa; Chordata; Aves; Piciformes; Lybiidae. The transcript is spliced from 7 exons. Gene Ontology annotation, cellular component: nucleus.